ACAUGCAAGAUGGCCACGCAUCACAGGCAAAAUGCAGCUGGGCGGAGAAAAGUGCAGGUGUCUUACGUCAUUAGAGAUGAGGUGGAGAAGUACAACAGAAAUGGGGUGAAUGCUCUCCAGUUGGACCCUGCAUUGAACCGCCUCUUCACUGCUGGAAGGGACUCUAUCAUCCGGAUAUGGAGUGUCUACCAGCAUAAACAAGACCCAUAUAUCGCUUCAAUGGAGCAUCAUACGGACUGGGUCAAUGACAUAGUUCUUUGCUGCAAUGGGAAAACUCUAAUAUCUGCUUCCUCGGAUACGACAGUGAAAGUAUGGAAUGCACACAAAGGGUUCUGCAUGUCGACGUUACGAACACACAAAGACUAUGUGAAAGCUUUAGCCUACGCUAAGGACAAGGAGCUGGUCGCUUCAGCGGGUCUUGACCGUCAGAUAUUUCUCUGGGACGUGAACACACUGACGGCACUCACUGCUUCCAACAACACUGUCACCACGUCGUCACUCAGUGGUAACAAGGAUUCAAUCUACAGCCUGGCUAUGAACCAGAUGGGCACAGUGAUCGUGUCUGGAUCGACAGAAAAGGUGCUGAGAGUGUGGGAUCCACGAACGUGCGCAAAGCUGAUGAAGCUAAAAGGCCACACGGACAACGUCAAGUCGCUGCUUUUGAAUCGCGACGGUACUCAAUGUCUGUCAGGCAGUUCAGAUGGAACGAUCCGCCUGUGGUCCCUCGGUCAGCAGAGGUGCAUUGCCACAUACCGCGUGCACGACGAAGGCGUUUGGGCCCUGCAGGUCAACGAGGCUUUCACACACGUCUAUUCUGGCGGGCGAGACAAAAAGAUUUAUUGCACAGACCUGCGCAACCCAGACAUCCGAGUCCUCAUCUGUGAGGAGAAGGCCCCGGUGUUGAAAAUGGAACUGGACAGAUCUGCUGACCCACCUCCUGCUAUUUGGGUCUCCACCACCAAGUCAUCUGUUAAUAAAUGGUCUCUAAAGGGAAUGCACAACUUCAGAUCGUCAGGGGAGUACGACAACGACUGCAGCACCCCUUUAACGCCACUGUGUACACAGCCAGAACAAGUUAUUAAAGGCGGUGCCAGUAUUAUACAGUGCCACAUUUUGAACGACAAGAGACACAUACUCACCAAAGAUACCAACAACAACGUGGCUUUCUGGGAUGUCCUGAAGGCUUGCAAGGGUGAAGACCUUGGCAAAGUGGAGUUUGACGAAGAGAUUAAAAAGCGGUUCAAGAUGGUUUACGUGCCAAACUGGUUCUCGGUUGAUUUGAAAACUGGGAUGCUCACCAUCACGCUGGACGAGAGCGACUGCUUCGCUGCAUGGGUGUCUGCAAAGGAUGCGGGUUUUUCAAGCUCCGAUGGAUCUGACCCCAAAUUAAACCUGGGCGGACUGCUGCUUCAGGCUCUGCUGGAGUUCUGGCCCAGAACUCGCAUUAAUCCCAUGGAUGAGGAAGAGAACGAAGUGAAUCAUGUGAAUGGAGAGCCGGAAAACCGUGUCCAGAAAGGAAACGGAUACUUCCAGGUGCCGCCACACACGCCGGUUAUCUUUGGGGAAGCAGGUGGCAGAACUCUUUUCAGGUUGCUAUGUCGAGACUCAGGGGGAGAGACGGAGUCUAUGUUGCUGAAUGAGACUGUUCCUCAGUGGGUCAUUGAUAUAACUGUAGAUAAAAAUAUGCCCAAGUUCAACAAAAUCCCAUUCUACCUCCAGCCUCAUUCAUCCUCUGGUGCAAAAACGCUGAAGAAGGACCGUCUUUCAGCUAGUGACAUGCUCCAGGUGAGGAAGGUGAUGGAGCACGUGUACGAGAAGAUCAUCAACCUGGACAACGAGUCUCAGACCACAAGUUCCUCUGCCAAUGAUAAGCCUGGGGAGCAGGAAAAGGAGGAGGACAUGGCCAUGCUAGCUGAGGAGAAGAUAGAACUCAUGUGUCAAGACCAGGUUCUGGAUCCCAACAUGGACCUGCGAACAGUUAAACAUUUUAUCUGGAAGAGCGGCGGGGAUUUGACGCUUCACUAUAGGCAGAAGUCAACGUGAAAGUUCGAUUUUUGGAAAGCAAGAACUCUUCAUUUGCCAAUCGCCUCUCUUCUGACAUGUAGUACCCUGAACUCCAUUCACGGUCAAUGGUUGUAGUGUCAACGAGAAUCCAGUAAGAUUUUUCCAGGGUUGCGUCAUAGGGAGCAUUUCCCAGGGCGGAGCAGCCAACAGACAAAAUGGAUCACCCACCCCCCAACUGUUUGAAGAAUUAACUCCAAUUUAUUCUGCAGGACUAAAAUGUUUUCUUUUUUUUUUUUUUUUUUUACAUCUUUGACUGCUAUGUUUGUUUCUUAUGAAGUGCUGUACAUGUUUGUGUGAGUGCGUGUGCAGAAUGUUCUAGUACAUUCCAGACCUGCUCUUGUUCUACAAACACUGCACCGUGUCAACAGUAUCUCCAGUUAAGGACGACACCCGCUCUCUGGGAGGCAUCGCCCAUCCUCACUUGAACAUACCCUCAACUUCUUACGACAAACCUGAACGCCAUCACUUCACUCAUCUUUGUCUUCUAGCUGUGCUGUUAUCAAGUCGACUGAAUGUUCUGUUUUCUUGUAAAUAUAUGUACAACAAUUUGGAUUUAAGUGACUUUUUGGGGUGGGGGGGAGGAGUGCGCGCGCACGCGUUUUGUUGUACAGUUAAUACCAAACGGUUAUUUUUCCAAUUCCUUACAACACAUUCAUGGCGCUAACUUGACAUGGAUGACACAAAUGGCAUUUGUUGUAUUCACUACAACCUUGAAAUUGCAGUUUAGUCUUAAGAAUGUGUGUAGUUGUUUAAAUCAUCUAAGCAAUUUGAAAUGAUAAAAAUCUAUAAAGCUCGCUUUAUGCUUGGGUCAUUAUUAGCAAUGGUCCAAGUGAGGGCUGUUCCUAAUGUAUAUUUCAUUUAAAUAGCUUAAUAAAACAUGAAUAGUAAUAUAUAAUUAUUCACCAAAGCAAACUGGUAUGUUUGUUUGUUUCUGUCUUGGUGUGUCACCAAGCAGGCCAUAUUUUUAUUCUAUAAGUGAUGGUGUUCAUGUAGUGGGAACAAGCCAAGUGAGCUCCAGUUGGCCGAAACAGGGCACCCCAAUUAGUCAUGAAACUGUAAUUUCCACUGUUGUAAUAAUUUGUGAAAUAUGUAUAUUUUAGGCUUCCAAAGAAAUAAAUUGGAAUGGUUUAACAAUGACACAUUUAUGGAAAUUAUUAGGGGUGUCACAAG
Dunckerocampus dactyliophorus (ringed pipefish) is the source of this 3234-nucleotide messenger RNA. RefSeq names its product WD repeat-containing protein 48. Lineage: Eukaryota; Metazoa; Chordata; Actinopteri; Syngnathiformes; Syngnathidae. The transcript is spliced from 18 exons. Gene Ontology annotation, molecular function: ubiquitin binding. Bases 10 to 2043 code for a protein of 677 amino acids. Gene Ontology annotation, biological process: protein deubiquitination; double-strand break repair via homologous recombination. The record is from RefSeq and is a predicted model, not a curated record.